AUGUUGUCGAAAGAACAAGUAACUGAAUUGAGAGAGGAGCUAGAUACCUCUCUAGACGAAUUGGUGACCCCUUCUUCGUCUUCAGAACAACCUCAAUUGCUUUCGGUAGUAGCUGGUCUCACUAACCGAAAUGAAAAUAUCUACCUUGGAUCAAAGGGUAUCAAGUCAUUGAAAACUAAUGAAAAAGUUGACAACGAUAGCAUAUUUGCUUUAUUCUCGUGCACUAAAACAAUCACCACCAUGGGUGCUUUGAUUUUAAUUGAAAGAAACCAAUUAAAAUUGAGUGAUUUUGCGGCAGAUUACUUACCUUUGAUUGACGAUUUAAAAUUGAUCCAACCAAAUUCAAUUGACCGGGAAACUGGUGAUUUCUUAAGCGAGCCAACUAAGCCUAAAAACAGAGUUACAAUUAAAGACUUACUACUUCAUACCUCAGGGGUAUCUUAUGCUUUUAUGAAUGCUGAUUAUGCUGCUUUAACGUUGAAAAAAAAUCAUCAUUUAAGCAACCUUAAUCCAACUCUAGAGUUUUUUUCAACAAUUAAAACACCCUUGGUGCAUGAACCUGGUACAGCUUGGGCUUAUGGUCAUAGUGUGGAUUUGUUGGGCUUCAUAAUUCAAGAAAUCACCGGGCUUAAGCUAGGUGAUUUUUUGAAAAAAGAAAUUUUUGACCCGGUUGGUAUGAACCUGUUCACAUUUGAAGUAGACGAUACUUCAAAUUUAAUCCAGGUUCAUAAAAAGAAAAAGGGGAAGUUUUCGAUCUUGAACGGAGAACCUGUACCUUUGAAACCCCAUUUACAUCUUGGUGGUCAAGGCUGUUUUGGUACUAUUGGCGAUUAUAUGAAAUUUUUAAGAAUUUGGUUGGCUAGAGGUUAUUCUCCGGAUUCUAAUAAAAGAAUUUUGGAAACUGAAACUGUAGAAUUUGCAAUUAAGAAUCAUUUACCUCAAAAUGUUAAUGUAACUUUUGGUGAAGAUAUUGAUAAACUAUUACCAGCGGAUUUUGAACCCGAUGGUUUUUCAUUAACUGGUUGUGCUUAUUCAAUGAAUGACUUCCCAACUGGUAGACCUAAAGGUGCGUUGACCUGGGGUGGUUUAGCUAAUAUUUUUUUCUGGAUUGAUCUUAAAAAUGAUAUAGCUGGAUGUUGGGGAGCUUCAAUUUUACCAAAGCAUAAUAUCGAUUGUUUGCAAAAUUAUUUCAAAUUUGAAUCUCUUAUUUAUGGUGCUUUAGAAGAUUCGAAAGAAAUCACCUCAAAAUUAUAA
Hyphopichia burtonii NRRL Y-1933 is the source of this 1254-nucleotide messenger RNA. RefSeq lists its product as uncharacterized. The transcript has a single exon. Lineage: Eukaryota; Fungi; Ascomycota; Pichiomycetes; Serinales; Debaryomycetaceae. The record is from RefSeq and is a predicted model, not a curated record. The coding region runs from base 1 to 1254 and encodes 417 amino acids.